UGUUCUUUAAACGCCUUUUGGUCCGACAAUAUGGUGUGUGCCACUAAACUCCCCUGACGGAAUUUAAUGGAAUUAUCGGAUUACAGUGCUGCAGCUCUGAGGCUGGACGUUUUUACUACUAUACCGACAACGGAGGUGUUUUCAUGCUCUGAUGGACAGUCGGGUCGUGGGGUGAUUUGACGUCUUUUUAAAACCUUAGAUGAAUCUGUUACAUAUUUACGAAGGGGAUUUUCCGUCGAGGAGUGGAGCGCAUUACGCACAGCCAAAACGCGCAAGUGGAGAUGACAACUGUUAAAUCGGAGCGGAUGAUAUCUUUGGGUUUUUGACAAUUCCCAGAGGCUCUGAAGAAAACGGCAACCAUCUUGUUCAAAACCUUUUUUGGCUAUGUCUGUCUCCUCUCUGCCGGAAUGGAAACAACUCCUGCUGGAGAAAAAGAGGAGAGAGGAGGAGGAGCGAGAGAGGAGAGGGAAAGAGGAGGAGGAGAAGUUUGCCAGCAUGCCCGCCUGGAAGCGAGGGAUCAUCCAGCGGAGGAAGGCGAAGCAGGACAAUUUGGGUGACAGAGAAAAGGAUAGAGAUAUGUGUCUGCUGCAGGUUGAUGUCAGAUCCGAUAGUCUAAGUGACAUAGACAGCUUUGUGACAGUCAGUUUAGAAAGUGAAUCGUCACUUAGUCCAGAUCCAGGGCAAUGGCUGGAUGCAGACCUCAAACCAGAGAGUCAGGUGUCCAUAGAAACUAUAGUUCCAGUUCAUGAAAACCCAUUUAUUCGCACACAGAGUGCGUGGAGAAAGGGCAGGGAUCCAGAUGGGGGGAACGAGCCGGAAGUUAAGGAGAGGGAGAAAGACAAAUUAAGCCCCAGGGGUCAAGAUGGGGAGUCAGGAAGAGAAAGAGAUAUAGAGCUGAAAAUAGAGAGAUUCAGAGAUUUAAGUGAGGGACGGGAAAAAGAGAGGAGCAGGGACAGGAGUCAAGGAAGAGAAAGAGAGAAUAGCAACCAAUGGAAAGAGUCAAUUAAAGAUGCAAGCAGGGAGCGGGAAUUCCUUAAAGUUAGAAAAGACGAGGAGGAAAAAGAAACAGAUCCGCCAUCUAAUUCGUUUUCUCCCCACGUCCCAUGUCUUCGGACUAUCCGAGCCGACAAUAUCAUCAUCAUUGAACAGGACAGGAAGGGCAGCGACGAGAGACGGGGUAGAUGGAGGGAGACGGAGAGGGAGAGGCCUGAGGAGGACCAGGGGAAGAGAGGGAUGAAGAUGGACUUGAGGGAGAUCCUGGCCGGAGGAGGGAGCAUCACUGAGAUCCGAGCCUCUGAGGUUCUGAUCAUAAAGCCCUCUGCAAGCCCUGAAGAAAGAAGUCCAGAAGGAGGAGGAAAGAAUGGUUCUGGUAGGGAUGAUGGAGAGAUAAAGUGCAGCAUGGAUGAAAAGAGGGAGAGUUUUGGCAGGGAGCUCAGAACAGAUAUGUCCUGGCUGAGAGAAAAAGAUAAAGAGAGACCAUGGGGCCAGGCUACAGUUAUUAAAGACGACAGAAAGGACAGCUUGGAUGAUAAUGUGUUUGUUGAUAGAGGAGGGAGGGUCAGCCAGCUGGUGAGCAAGUUUGGACAGUACCCCAAGCCUCCAUCUCGAUCCAAAAGCUCAGAUAAUUUCCUCCGGCCCGGGAGGAGAAAAUAUUCAGGAGAUGAAGAUGACCUGCGAUCUGAGGCAGACGAGAGGAAUAUGUUGCCGAAAGGUGUGCCGAGACGCUCAUUGAGCUUCUCUGAUCGUGUCAUUUGUGCUAAAGAGAAUGGUUUAGACGACAAUGGGUAUUAUGAGAGGAAAAGGCGUGAGAGGAUACAUUCAGAGAAGACCACAGCGCUGUGGGUCAAUGUUGCAGGCUUAGGGAAGGAAACCACAGCAAAGUUCAAACUGGGGUGCACACCGCUUUUAGAUAAAGACCAGUUUAGAAAUCAUAGAGAUAGACAUUUAAAACAUGAGGAUGAGAAGGGAGUGCCCAUGCAAAGCAGAAACGAAGCAGAAGUGUGUUUCUCCAUCCAACACAAGAGCGAAUUCAAGAAAGUGGAGCCUGUUGACACGAGGGCUGCAGAAAGGGCAUGUGAUGCAGAUGGAGAUGAAGGGUUCACGGUGGCAUCGGUCAAAAACACAGAGGGAAUCUCGUUUGCUAGAAGAGUUGCCAUCAGGCAGGACGGGAAAGCAAGAGCUCAAAAAGGGGUGAAGCGACAGACAGGUGACACAAGUUUAGAAAAGGAGAUGAGUGUAGAAAAAGAUUCAGGGGCAGGAGGACAGAUUGAGACGCAAGUUUACAACAAAAACGUGUCCGAUUUUCGGAGAGAGGAGGGAUUCGAAAGAACAAUUCCACCUGAAACUUUGCAGAAGAGUCACGUUGAAUCCACUUUCACAGAGUGCUCCAGUCUACUCUGUGCUGUCACAGAUAGGGCUAGAGACCCACAUAGAGGGCCAGAGUGGAUUGGUACAGGACCACAAGGACCUUACCUAACACACUCUGUUUUGUCCCAACACACAGAAGAGCUUAUAAGUAAAAUAGAGAAAAUAGGAGACACAACUGUUUAUAGCAACGAGAAAGGAGAAAGAGCUUACAAGGCUUCGUUUGAAAUGACCAAAGGAUCAGAUCAGGAUCUUGGAUUGGAGAACCUUAUUCAUGAUGUAACUCCCAGAUCUCCGAAAAGGAUUCCACCCAUGGUGAUCUCUCCAGGUCCCCUCGAGAUUCAAAUCCCCAGAAGUGUGUUUUAUGUUGCUGAAGAAAUGCUGGAGAAUAAAAAGGCUGUGAGUCAAAGCAACAAGGGGCAAGACUGGGACGUGGGUAAAGGGGUUGAGAGGAGGGAUAGCUGGAGGAUCGGAAAACCCCUGAGCCGCAUCGAGUCCCUGCGAGAGAAAAUCAGACAAAGAGAGCUGGAGAGGCUGAGACAAAGGGAGACACAAGAUGGAGGCGGGAGAGAAGGUUCAGAGAUAAACGACACUCAGACAGCUGGGGACAGGCAGAACGAGAGGGGAACUGAAAUAGAGAAAGAGUGGGAAGCUGCAGCUCAUAUGCGGAAGAAGCUGGUCGAAGCAGAGAGGGGACAGGAAGAUGCAGUAGUACAGACAGCCACCAUUGCAUUUGACGUCACACAGGAAGUCGCCAUGUUGAAAACCUGCCCUCAGCUUCCUGCUUCUGUCCCAGACUCACAAGCUGUCAGAGCAGAGGAAGUAACGAGCGGGUACAUCACGGAUGCCUCUGAAGUUGUCUCUGACAGCUUUCAGAUAUCUGAGGAUGAAAAAAAAAAACUGAAACAUGUGGAAGAAGAGCUGAGGCGCCACAGGGGUCAAUACGGGAAAAGAGAAGAAGGGGAGGAGGAGGAGGAGGAGGAGAAGAAGAAGAAAAAGGAGUUCUCAGAAGAGGAAGAAGAGGAAUAUACAUCGCCUGUUCAAUCUCUCUCCCCUUUGCCGCCUCAUCUCAGCUCCCUCGCAACCAUGAGUAGGAUCUACAACUUGGAAACAGUUGGCUCGAGGUCAGGCUUGUGUCUGAGGGAGAGGACUGUAGACAUCCCAUCAGUGCACCUGGUUAAAGUGAAGCCCAUUGUGUCAAGCGCACAGCAGGGGGACAGUAAAGCACUCUCGGGUAAGGACAUUUGCGGGGUUCAGACAAUACAACGACAGAUAGAGCAGUUUCAGCUGAAAGAACAGGAAACACUGAAGCCUUGCAUGUCAUCAAACACCCCUUUUAAGGAUAGAGAGACAGAGGGGCAACAAAGCCCCAGAGGAGUGUUAAAGCACCAGGUACAGGAUGAUGCCAAGACCCCAGAGAAAGAUCAAGAAACGUCAGAAUUGAGCCCCAAAGUGUCUCCUUGCCGUGUUGGUUCUCCAACAUCUCAGCUCAAACAAUCUAACCAAACUACCACCGUCACCCCGUCACUUCUCAGGAGCCCAUCCCCGGACAAUACCCCGAAACCCUCGGAUCACGCGCCGACCCCGGCCUCCUCCCCGAGCUCCCUUUCUCCUGCUCAAUCUCCUAGUGUCUCUCCAUCUCCAAUCCCAUCGCCCGCCCUCUUCUCUAUCAGGAGUGCCUCUGGAGGUCAAGUGAAGAGAGGUGCCACCAUGACUAUCACCCCAAAAAAGCCUGCCAGAGGAGGAGUGACGGGGCCUACAACGGGGUCCACUGGAGGAGGGUCGAAAUCAGCCAAAACCUCAUCGCAGCAGGUCCAGACGACUUCUUCUGUGGUCGAGCCAGUGAAGAAGAAGUACCCCACAGUGGAGGAGAUCAAGGUGAUUGGCGGAUAUCAGAAUCUGGAUAAGUCCUGUCUGAUCAAGAACAGAGAGUCUCCGAAAAGGGGAAAAGUGUGUUUCAAUGAGGACCAGCUGGAGCAGGUGUGUGAGUACCCAUCAGAGACCUCCUUGCUGGCGUGUACCCCCUUCCCUCCGGACCUGUGGAGGACCGAGAGGCUGCAGGGAGAGGAGACGCAGGAGGAUGAGGAGGCUGAAGUGGAGGAAGGAACAAUCGUGUCCAAAAGUACAAGGAACGUGGGGAUUGCAACAGGAGGGGGUCUAAGAGUGGGUCAGUGUCACCCCCUGCUCAAAAAACACAACGUGUAAUGAGUGACAUUAUGGAUUCAGAUUGAUUUGCCAUUCAGGAUGUCUCACUGUGAAACUCUCCAUCGGUUUGGACUUUACUCACCUUUUUUUCUGUUUGUUUUAACUGUGUUGAACUUCUACAAUAAUCUACUGUGUAAUUUUCGUUGUCAACAAAUCCUAAGAGAAGACUAAAAUCAACAUUGAAUGAUUGCAUUUCCUGUGAAGCCAACGUCUGGUUUAGUUUAUUUCUCCUCAUUAAAGGGCUCUAUAUAAAAUGAGCUACACUGUUGUGGGUGACAUGUUCUUUCAUUACAAAGAACAAUCCCACAUCUCAUAAGUGAAGAAAUGUAGAUUUGGUUAAAAAAAGUAAAUUGUUAUGGGAAGAAGUCAGCUCCUAAAAUAAAAUAGAAUAUAAAUCUACAUUCACCUUAUUUACCUUCCAUCUCCAUCUCUCUGUCUUCCAGAUGAGUCUUGCCCUCGGUAGAAGCAGUCACCUUCGCCAAAAUUGACGAGAUCACCAACAUUUUGUUGAACAACAUUACGUGAUUUUGAUUCUGUUUUGUUGAAUUGAGUGUUGAUUUGAGAGUUUGUUAUCUAGUAUCAGAAUGAAUGAGUGUGAAAGAAGGUACAGUUGGAUUCAUGCAGUUAAAAAAAGGAACAUAGUUUUGUUGACUGGUGGAAAUAUUUCACCUGUUAUUAUUUUCAGGGAAAUUGGGACACAAAUGUGAAUGUAUAAGUAAACAUAAACAUAAAAAAGACCCUCAGGUGUGCACUGUUGGGUGAAGGAUCACUCUAUGCAAUAAAACAAGAUUUUAUUUUUUAGUUAAUAUAUUUGAUAGUUUCUUUGAUGAUAAUUUCUUCCUAUAUUUAAGUCUGCCUCAGCACAGAAGAGUGAUGUUUAUGUCAUCUGGUUUCAUGUGCCUGCUGGAUUUGCCCAUACAGCUGAUAUGAAGAUCCAUUUAUAAUGAUUUUUCUUGUCUGAAGCCUUUGCGGAACAACCUUCUCUCAGUGGGUGUUGAGCGUUGCAGGAACAGGGGUGGUGCAAUGUGUGCAGGACGGUUUUUAGAGGUCUCUGUCUUUUGUGGGGUUUACUUGAGCCUUGAUGUUCACAAUAACAACUUUGGGAACAAUUCAGUUAAUGUGUAUAUGGAUAUAAAUAAAGGUCUUAUUUUCUUUUUGGUUUUUUUGCCAUGUGGAAGCGGAGAGAGCUGUGUGAGUGAAAGUUCCUGAGAGGAAGCAGAGUUUAGAACUAUUAACUGAUUAACGUCAUAAUACAGCUGCUAUCUGACUUUUGGCUGUACUACCACAUAUACAGAGUGUUUUGUGUUUGUAAAUUAAUAUUUUAAUUGGUGAAAGAAGAUGCAAAUUCUGUGCAAAUUUGUUUUUUCUAUGAUGGUUGAAGAAGCUGGCUUCAAGAGAGUAAAUCUAAUAAAUAUUUCUGAAAACA
Messenger RNA from Etheostoma spectabile (orangethroat darter), 5995 nucleotides. It is a transcript of the gene ppp1r18, whose product is annotated as protein phosphatase 1, regulatory subunit 18. The coding region runs from base 385 to 4569 and encodes 1394 amino acids. The record is from RefSeq and is a predicted model, not a curated record. Gene Ontology annotation, molecular function: phosphatase binding. Lineage: Eukaryota; Metazoa; Chordata; Actinopteri; Perciformes; Percidae. The transcript is spliced from 3 exons.